AAUGGAAAUACGAGCUGCAGUUGACUGCUGAAAUGAAAGAAAUUUCAGUCCGACAAGCUAUCCCCCACACCAAUCUGUUUCAAUCUUGACUUUUUCCUCCCCCCCUUUGAUCACUGCUAGAGUUUUGGUCUGAGAAAACAAAAACUAAAAUCACUAGUACAAGCCAUUUAAUUUUCCAGCAAGUUGGAUUGCCAUUAUUUUAAUUCCAAAUCCAAGAAUCAAUUCAACAUUAUCAUUUCUGUAUUAAACUAUACAACUUGAGCUUGCCACCUAAAUUCAACAACCAAAUUCACACCUUCAAUGCAUCUUCCAUCUUGAUACAAUCAUACAAAAGUGUACAGAUUUGGGUCUUUUUUAGUUGCUUUUUUGGCCAUCAGGAAAAGGGUUGAUGGCUUUUGAACAAGCAUUCUCUCACCAUCUUAAUAACAGAAACAGAGGAGAAGAAGCAGAGCCCAAGAAGAAGCUCAGGAAGAAAAGAUCAAUCUUUAGGCUUUCUUCAAAGUCAUCCAAGUCCCAAUUCAAUGGGGGUACUGAUGAUUUAGCAAGCAAGAAUUCACAAGCAGCUCAGCCACCAAGUCUUGGUUCGUUAUUGGAUUCAUCACCGAACUAUAUGAAGUCAACAAGCUGCUUUGAUGCUAAGAAAGAAAGUCCUCAAGUAAGUUCCCCAGCUCCAAUUCCUGUUCUUGUUCUCAUUGAAAUCACAUAAAUUGAUUCCUGUAUGAUGAGAUUUGUUUUCUGGGUUUGUUUCCAAAGGCUUAAUUUUGAGGUUAGAAACCAUUAUUAUCGAUGAAUGAAGGAAGAAAUUCAUGAUUACGAUUCCUUAGAAUUAAGCCAAGUUUAGAGGGAUAAAUUCCCAGUUCAAUUAAAGAAAUGCAUCAAGAAUGCUAAAAGGGCAUCAGAUAAUUGGUCUUACUCAGUGAUUUCUGUCUUGACUGGCAGGGAGAAAUUGACUGUGAUGAUGUGAAUUCAGUGGUUUCUUCAUCUUGUGGAUCAUCGGAUAUAGUUAUGGUUCCUUCUACUGUAAUGUCUGAUGAUGCAGCUAUUCAUCGUAAUCAAUCUUCUUCAGAAGUAUCAGAUGCAUCCCCAAUGUCUCUGAAGGCAACUGCGUAUUCUGAAGGGAGAAAGUUACAUGAUUCUGAAUCUAGCUAUGAUAGCAGUGAUAAUGGUAAAAGCUCAAGUUAUGGUCAGUCAAAAUCUGUUCAGUCUGGACACAGAACUUUGUCAACAUUGACAAGGUCAUCUAGCAAAAGGGCUGUUAGAAUUUUGUUCAAGAAAAAUAGUUUUAACCCCAGGAAGGCUCCAUUAAAAAACUCACAAAUGUCAGAAGAGCUGCUGAAUGUGGAGAGGGCAACAUGUUCUUCUAUUAUAAAAGACGCGAGAUUCCCUGAACAUGUGGAGCUUGAACCUGGGCAAGAAGAAUCCCAAAGAACUUCAUUUGUGAAAGUUUGUCCAUAUCACCAUUGUUCUUUAAAUGGGCAUUGCCAUGAUCCUCCACCUCAGAAGAAGCCAUUUUUACGCCGGCGAAAGCAGUCAUCAGAAUUAGGGAAGACGGUGAAAUCAAGUAGUGGAUCUGCACCUGAAACCAAGAGAUCUGCUGGUAAGAAGAAAGGUUCAAAGAAGAAUCAGGUACCAUCAAAUGCUGAAUGCUUAGUUCAUGAGGCUUCAUAUCUGGAAUCUGAAGAUACGAAGGGCAGUAAUGUGGUUCUUCACGGAGCAUCAGAUCACGGAAACAAUGGCCUGGAGUUUUGUGUGAGAGAAGGAAUUUCUUUGAAACAAGAGGAACUCAGUCCAGAAGCCUCUGUUGAGAUCAAGGAAUCAAGUUCGGAAUUCCAAAGCCAGGAAAGGGAAUUGGAGAUAUCCAAGGCUCCAGAAAAGUCCUUAGGCCUGCGAAAAUCCUCACUUAGCAAAGGGAAAUCUGUCAGCAUGUGGCAUCUAAUUCACAAGCAUAUGGUGUCUGAUCUUGCUGCUGAAGAAGAAACAAAGCCUCAUCAAGAAACUGAUAUGAGUAGGCAUCUGGAAGAUGCUCAAAUGGAAACUGCAAGGGAAAGUUCCAAUGUCAGCCCAGAUUUUACUGAUCCAAAUGUUGGCACUUCGGAUCAGGAUAAAGAAAACCAAGACAUUGAGAUUCGCAAGCUUUUUGCUAUAAAGCUAGUUCGAGAGGCAAUUGAGAAGAUUCUUCUUCCUGAAGUUCAGGAUCAGUUAUCUGAGAGCCAGUCAGUUACAAGUGAAAGUGCAGAAAGCCAAGAACUUACUGAGAAGAAUCAUCAAGAAGAUCCUCAUGAAGGCACCAACAAAGAAAGUGCUACCAUGCAAGUCAGUAUAGAUGGUAGCAUCACCACACAAGAAAUAAAGAAACAAGAAUCUCAAUCAGGAAAGAAACCAGACAAGAAAUCACCAAGCAACUGGAGCAAUCUCAAAAAGUGGGUUCUUCUUCAAAGAUUUGUCAAGGAAUUGGAAAAGGUGAGGAAAAUCAACGACACAAAACCACGGCAACUGCAGUUGGAGACUGACCCUUCAUCAGAAAAACUCUCCUUGAGGCGUCCGACAGGUGAUGAGAAGAAAAAGGCAGAGGAGUGGAUGCUUGACUAUGCGCUUCAACAAGUGGUUAGUCAACUUGCUCCAACUCAAAGAAGAAAAGUGGCUCUUCUUGUGAAAGCCUUUGAAACUGUAGUUCCACCUCAAGAAGAUGGUGUUCAGAUGACAGCAAAAGCAGCUGUGCUGAUUCGCCAAGAGGACAGAAAGCUCGAUGCUGAUAAUCAUAGUUCUGUUUUGGAGGAAAAAUCUAAUACAGAAAAGCAAAACACUCCUGUAAUGCAAGAAGUUCAGUCUCCGACUAAACUCUGCUCAGAGACAGACUACCUAAGAAAUGCCUCUUCCACCGAUGCGACCUUGGAAAAAUCUCAGGAGACAAUUUCUGCCACUGAACUCUCCAGUUUUGCAACAGCAGAUUUGGAGGCUGAUUCUGAAUUGAGUAGCAGAAAUGAGAAGAUCAAAGUUGCAAGUGAGCAGUCUAAUCCAUUCUCAACCAGAAGCCGUGAUGUUGAAGGGCAUCCAGAAGAAGCUGAGAAGAUACCAGCUAAAGAUGAAAAUAUCAAAGAGAUGUCUGAGCUGGCUGGAUAUAAAAAUCUGACCCCAAGUUCUAAGGAAAUAGAGCUUGGUGAUGGAAAUGACAGAAUGGAUGAAGCAUUUAGCACUUCACAGUGCUUGGUGGCAGACCAAACCCAAAAAACUGAGGCAACAGAGAACUUGGUUUCUUCAAGUUUGGAGCAGGAGGGAUCAACCUUGAAGGAGACUAAAAGCGAAACCGUGCUAGAACCUGGAAGAGUUCAGGCGUUUCCUCCUCUGGUAAAUGAGGCAGCUCAACUUCCCCUUGACAAGCAAAAUUAUCUUCGUUUGUGGCACUCAGUCUGUCAGCAUGUAGUGUCAAGUGUAGCCACUAAGCUCGUGCUUGAUGAAGAUGAUGAAGAAACAGAAGAGGCAAAUAAGCCAUCAGCUGUCACAACUCCUAAAGGAAUUAAUGAAGAGAGACAUCAUAAAGCCGAAUUUACCCGAAGUCAAGUUCUGAAACUUGUAAAAGAGGCUGUUCAAGAGAUUCUUAGUCCAGAAAUUCAGGAUGACUCUUCUGACACACUCUCAGUUUCCAGCGAAAUUCUUCCAGAUCCAGAGCUCCCUGGAAAAGAUCAUAAUGAAGGUGCCAAAGAAAGUGCAUCGAAUAUGGAUGGCCUCACCAAGCAAAAUACAGAAGAACUUGACAAGAGUAAAGAAGAUCCAGCAGCUGAUGAAGAAAAGGAAUUGACAAAGGAUGUCGUCACUGGCGAAAGCUCCACAAAAGUAGAGACAGUGGACAAAAGCAUCAAUGAUCCACCAAAACCAAGGAACUGGAGGAAGCUAAAGCAGAUGAUACUUCUCAAGAGAUCCAUUAAAGCAAUGGAAAAAGCACGGAAACUCAAAUUCGGUCCACAGAACUUGCUUCCCCUGCCGUCUGAUGGAGAACCCGAAAAAGUUGAUUUAAAGCACCAAAUGAUGGAUGAGAGGAGGAAAGCUGAGCAGUGGAUGCUCGAUUAUGCAGUUCAAAACAUUGUCACCAAGCUCACUCCCACCCGGAAGAAAAGGGUGGCAAUGCUCGUCGAAGCUUUUGAAGCAGUUGUUCCACUUCCUGAAACGUAGAACCAAGGCAGGUACAAUAAACUGAUGGAUUGUCAUACUUCCUGAAAAGAUAAGAACUUUGGGAAGCAACAAAACACAUCUUCAAUCUUCACGGAACAAUCACUUCUUUGCCACUUCAUGUUUCUGUUCAUCCUUGGACCUCAUUGCUGAUGCUCAAGUUCAUCUGGCUCCUGGUAGAAUAAAAUGGUUGAUUUCUUCCUAUGCAGAUGUUCAUUCAGGUUGUUUUUUAAACCAUAAUUUUUGUAAACUAGUGUGUAUAAGAUUAUGGAGAUUCUUUUUGUAUGUAUUGGAGAUUGCUUGCAGAUAAGAGUAUGGUCUGUGUAAUUGGCGUGAAUUAGGAUCAUAAUAACGUGAAUUAGUUUCUUUUAUUCUCUUUCAUGUAUUCUUUUGUACUUCUUGUGGAAGUAUGUAAUUAUCAUGGAAUAAAUUUUGCCUUCGUGUAUUCUUUUACUAGCCCCCCUUUUUUUUUCUAAUAAAAUGCUGCUACUUUAUAUUUAAGGAU
Messenger RNA from Oldenlandia corymbosa var. corymbosa, 4669 nucleotides. The record is from the annotation of a GenBank genome assembly. NCBI's taxonomy places the organism in Eukaryota, Viridiplantae, Streptophyta, Magnoliopsida, Gentianales, Rubiaceae.